AUGAACUUUAUCACCGAAAGGCUCGCUAACUCAUUAAAGCUCAAUCAACGGAAAUGUUCGGUCCCAAUCGGAGCACUCAAUACGCUAUCGACGACCUCGAAACGCUACAUCACGGCCACGAUCACCUCUAUUGACGGCACAUACGAACGCAACUUGACGUUCCUGAUCAUGCCGACUAUCGCGUCUUGGGUCCCAAACCAACCCGUAGAUCGCUCAACGAUACAGGUACCUAAGAACCUCCAAUUAGCCGAUCCAAGAUUCCAUAGACCUGCUCCGAUCGAAAUAUUGUUGAGCGCCGGACCAACACUAGCAUCACUCUGUGUUGGCCAACUUGAUAUCAGUCAAGCAAACGGGCCCGACUUGCGUCUGCAAAAGACAAGAUUCGGAUGGGUCAUCGGGGGGAGCCCUACCUCACAAUCAUUAGCAUACGCAUUUCACACCUCCACGACGGCUUUACAGGCGGACCUCGCCCGUUUUUGGGAAAUCGACGAGGGACCGCCCACCGCACGAAUUUCGGAAGCGGAACGACAGUGCGAGGAGCACUUUCGAAAGCACGUUCAACGCAACAACGAAGGGCGAUACGUUGUCGCUCUCCCAUUCAACGAAACAACUCCUCCGCUUGGAUCUUCGAAAGCCAUGGCAAUGAAGCGACUCACGUCCCUCGGCCGUCGAUUCCAACGAGACAAACAAUUCGAAGCCGACUAUCACGCCGUAAUACAAGAAUACGUGGAAUUAGGACAUAUGACGAAGAUGACCACGAACCACUGCACGGACGACGGAUAUUUUCUGCCACAUCACGGCGUGAUCAAAGAAUCCAGCCGGACUACAAAACUCCGAGUUGUGUUUGACGGAUCUGCACCAACCACCACCGGAGUCUCAUUAAACGACGUACUUCAUACGGGACCGAAACUACAGGACGACAUAUUUCUUAUCCUUUUAAGAUUUCGUUUUCAUCAGUAUGUCAUUACAGGCGAUGUCGAAAAGAUGUAUCGCCAAUUUCUUGUACGCCCAGAGGAUCGGAAAUUCCAACAAAUCUUGUGGCGCAACUCUGACGGAGAAGUUGACACCUAUCAACUUAACACAGUGACAUUCGGGCUGUCAGCGGCCCCCUAUCUAGCCAUUCGGUGCCUCAAACAACUGGCAGACGACGAGGGACAUCGGUACCCACGAGCAGCGAUGGUCUUACAGCGAGACUUCUACGUCGACGAUGUUCUCACAGGAGCCGAUACAAGGAACGAGGUACAAUUACUGAGAACGGAGCUCAUACAAUUGCUUAAACUAGCCGGCUUGAACAUUCGAAAAUGGGCAGCGAACGACCGGGAACUGCUACGAGGACUUUCCGAGCAGGAUAUAAACGAUAAGCUGCUACUAGGCGAAUCGCAAACUUUCAAAACUCUGGGUGUUGUUUGGAAUUCCGGUGACGAUUCGAUCCUAUAUUCCGUCAAAAUCAAUCCUACCGCCUCUCGAAUUACGAAGAGAACAAUCAGCUCCGAAAUUGCCAAGAUCUACGACCCUCUUGGAUUACUGGCACCAGUGAUCGUUCGCGCUAAGAUGUUGCUCCAACGACUUUGGACUUUAAAACUUGACUGGGACGAAUCUCUUCCGGCUGACGUACACACAGAAUGGAGCAAAUAUUAUUCACAGCUACCUUUGCUAAAUAACGUGAAGUUUCCACGAAAAACUAUAAUCCAGCCUGCAGCGAAAAUUGAAUUACACGGAUUCUGCGACGCCAGCGAAAGGGCGUAUGGGGCAUGCGUCUACCUUCGCACCAUCGCUCCGGAUGGUCAUGUUUGGACACGACUCCUCACUGCAAGGUCAGAGGUGGCUCCACUCAAAUCACAAACCAUUCCAAGGCUGGAACUGAGUGGAGCACUUCUUCUCGCAUCAUUGGCCACUACAGUCCUUCAAGCGUUACCAAGCAACAUUCCUCGGACCGUCUACUGGACUGAUUCUACAAUCGUUCUACACUGGAUUAAUACAUCACCUCACACACUGAAAACCUUCGUCGCCAAUCGUGUGACAGAGAUUCAACAAAAGACUCACACCUCAGAUUGGCGACACAUCCCCACUACCGAUAACCCUGCAGAUCUCAUAUCUCGAGGCCAAUCACCCCAAGACUUCCUGCGAUCUACCAUUUGGCAACAUGGACCAGAAUGGCUCCAACAAUCUGAAAAAUACUGGCCGUCGUGGAACCCAGUACCAUUAGUUGAAAUACCAGAGCAAAAGAAGGCAACAUGUCUGUCCGUGACUCCGCCUGACCACAGUCUACUGGAGAGAUAUUCUUCUUGGCCCAAGCUGAUGAGAAUUGCCGCUCGUUGCCUCCGAUGGAGGCAAAAACAGGAUCGAGGGGGACCUCUAACCACACAUGAUUUAACCAAUGCGCAUAACAAAUUGGUCAAAUUGUUACAACUCUGUUAUUUUCCAGAUGAAAUACGUACUCUCCGAACAGAUCGAAACUCUGCAGUGAAGGGGAAGCUGCAACGACUCAAUCCAUUUCUGGACAAGGAUGAGAUAUUGCGAGUCGGAGGCCGACUCAGUCAUUCACCAAUGCCCUUCACUCAAAAACACCCAAUCAUUCUACCCAAAUCCUCAGUUACAGCACUCAUAAUCGAGCAUGAACACCUCCUAAAUCUCCACUCCGGAACUCAAGCUACCUUAUAUGCCUUAAGGAGAUCUUACUGGCCUAUCGACGGCCGUAGUCAAGUUUGGAGCACGCUGAAGAAGUGCGUACGUUGCUGCCGAGCCAAUCCACCUCCAGUAGAGUACGUAAUGGGCGACCUUCCAGCUGCACGGAUAACGGAAUCUCUUAAAGCAGUCCACCUCGAGCUGGUCACCGAUCUCACUAGCGAGGCCUUCAUUGCUGCUCUGCGAAGAUUCAUCGCUCGCCGAGGAUUCUGUGUAACAAUUUAUUCUGACAACGGCACCAACUUCGUUGGCGCCAACAAUGAAUUACGAGAGCUCCGAAACCUCCUGCAGUCCGACGAUCAUAAGGUAAAGAUUCAGUCCUUUUUAGCCGAUCGACGAAUCGAAUGGCACUUCAUUCCUCCCAACUCACCUCACUUCGGCGGGCUGUGGGAGGCUGCGGUGAAGUCCUUCAAACGACAUCUCAGACGUGUCGCAGGUAACGAGCUCUUAACAUACGAAAAUUUGAACACACUGAUCAUUGAAAUCGAGUCUAUCCUCAACUCCCGUCCUCUGACUCCAAUAUCAUCUGACCCAAACGAUCUUCUUGUCCUUACUCCCGGUCACUUCCUCAUCGGAGAUGCACUAACAAGCUUUCGAGAACGAGAUUUCCGGGACACUCCAUCCAAUCGUCUCUCCAGCUGGCAACAUAUUCAAAGGAUCAAACAACAUUUCUGGCGCCGUUGGCAUCGAGAAUACCUGAACGAGCUGAACAUCCGAAAUAAAUGGAGCAAGGGCAGUCACGACAUCCGAGUAGGCACCGUAGUAGUCCUCAGGGAGGAUAACGACGUCGAAAAACUGGGAAUCUAAUUGGGUUUCACUUUUGGAGGGAGAAAUUUCCAUAAUGUGUCACUGGGUCAAGGUCAAGAACCCAUAGCGGAAGAAGCCAUAGAACUUUCCGCGAACGAAGGCCACUGGGUAAUUUUGCAAAAUGUCCAUUUAGUGAGGAAAUGGUUGCCUACAUUGGAAAAAAAGAUGGAACAGUGCUCGGAGAAUCCACAUGAUGAUUAUCGUUUGUUCAUUAGUGCGGAACCCAGUCCUGAUCCUCAUGAAUCAAUAAUACCUCAGGGUAUACUAGAAUCAGCCAUAAAGAUUACGAACGAACCACCAUCUGGAAUUCAAGCGAAUAUUCACAAAGCGUUGGAUAACUUUACCCAGGAAACUUUGGAGUCCUGCAGCAAGGAAACCGAAUUCAAAGCAAUAUUAUUUGCACUUUGUUAUUACCACGCUGUACUUGCAGAACGUAGAAAAUUUGGGGCGCAAGGAUGGAAUAGGUCCUACCCAUUCAACUUCGGUGAUCUAACAAUCAGCGUAUCUGUAUUAUUUAAUUACCUGGAAAAUAGUAUCAAAGUACCUUGGGAGGAUCUUCGUUACUUAUUUGGAGAAAUAAUGUAUGGAGGUCACAUAACAGAUGAUUGGGAUAGAAGACUAUGCAAGACAUAUUUAGUAGAAUAUUUGAAAACGGAAUUAGUCGAAGGUAUAUAUGAUAAUUCACAAUAAUAUUUCCAAUGUACUCGAUUUAUUAAAUCUAUUUUUAAGUACAAUUUUUCUAUAAAACUUUAAGUUUGUAAAUACUUUAUUGGUCUCUUCUUAUAAUAAUCAAAACUUUUUAAUAUUGAAACGAAAUAUGCUUUAUAUCAGUAAUUCUUUACUAUUUAAUGAUUACUA
Messenger RNA from Bombus terrestris (buff-tailed bumblebee), 4350 nucleotides. RefSeq lists its product as uncharacterized. Gene Ontology annotation, biological process: DNA integration; microtubule-based movement. The record is from RefSeq and is a predicted model, not a curated record. NCBI's taxonomy places the organism in Eukaryota, Metazoa, Arthropoda, Insecta, Hymenoptera, Apidae. The transcript is spliced from 5 exons. Gene Ontology annotation, molecular function: nucleic acid binding; minus-end-directed microtubule motor activity. Gene Ontology annotation, cellular component: dynein complex.